CUAGAAUACAAUUACGGUCACAACUUUACACUGUUGCAAAUAGAGACCGAACACCAUUCUAUAAAGCAUAAGCUAAUUACUUCGCGACAACCGAGAUGCAAUACUUAUCAAGAGGCCCUGAGAGAGCUUUAUCCGGGGGAUAGCUUGUCUAAAGGGGAGAGGGUUAAGUGAAAUCUGGUUAACAGAGGAAGGGGCUAAGGGAGCUCUUUUAGUCUUUUACGUGGUCGACAUGCAGCAGCUUCCAGAGCUACUCCAGCUGUCUGUCCAGCUUGGCAGCAGUCACAUCUGCAUAGCUGGCUGGCCUGCGCUUACUGUCCGGGGACUUGCUCAGCGGCUCCUUUCAUCAUGUGGCAUUAGUAUGGACCCGGAUACCGUGGAGCUGCAUAUGGACAAGUAUGUGCUUCCAUCGGGGUAUACGAUUGGGUCUUGCUUGUCGCGCUGGCGUCACGUUCCGCUUGGCCCUCACGAUAUAAUUCGGCUGAAGUGCAUCACGCACCGGCAGUCGUACGGCAAGGUGCGGACAGGCAAGUCGGUGGACGCCCGCGGCUCCCCGCUGCACACCGUACGGCAGGUCACAGCGCGCGCAGCAGCGGCGCUGAAGCUGCCGGUGGGGCCUGCGCGGCUGCGUGCCGAGGUUGAGGCGGCAGCGGAUCUCGCCCUGUUGCCGUACACCUUCACGAACUGGACAGACGCCUGGGAGCAGGGGCUCAUGCAGGUAGCCGUGUGCCUGACCCGCAGCCUGCUGCCCUCCAAGCCCGCCUCCGCUGCCUCCCUGCUGGCCGCCUGCUCCGACCUGCUGGACCUGCCCGCAGCGCUGGCGCCCCGGGGGCCGCUGUACGCGGGGAUGUGCGCGCUGCAGCUGCACACCGCACUACUGGCGCUAGCCUACGAGGGGGACAACAGCAGCAGCAGUGGUGGUGGUGGUGGGGGUAGCGGUAGCAGUGGAGGUGUAGCUGUGGGGGCUUCUCCUGGGGUUGCGCUUCCGUCGCCGGCAGGAAAAGGACGUGGAGGAAGCGGCGGGCAGGGGCGGGCAGCAGCCCGCGGUGCAGGAGGAGCAGGGAGCGGCAGCGGCGGUAGCGGUGUUGGUAGUAGCGGGCGGGAGCCGCGCGACAGUCGGGCGCGCGGUGUGGCGAUGGAGGCGGUGCAGCAGCUGCUGGCCAAGGCGGCGGUGCGUGUGGGGUGGGUCCUGGAGCAGCUGAGCUGCUACGGCAGCGAGCUGAGCGACAUGAUGGAUGGCUACACACCGCCGGCGCCACAGCAGCGCCAGCAGCAGCAGCAACAACAGCAGCAGCUGGGUAUGGGGCGGGCAGCGGAAUCUGCGGGUGCUGCAGGCGGCACUACGGGUGCGGGGCUGGCGGGUGGCAGCGGGAGCAGCAGCGGGAGCAGCAGGGGCGGUGGGGAUCUGCGGGUGCAGGCGGCGGAGGCGCUGGAGCCCUACGCGGCCAUGCAGCUGCUGGACGCCUUUGGUCGGCUCAUGGGCCUGGUCGGCAGCCACUGCGUGACCAGCCCCAUGCUGCUGCCCCCGGGCACCCUUCCCUCCGGCUGGCACUGCCACCGCAGCCUCUUCCACACCAUCCUGGAGCUCUGCGACCAGGCGCGCAUCGGCACGGCCUGCAGGGAGGGGAGGAGCGGAGGCAGGGGAGGCAGGGGUGGCGACUCGGACGAAUAUGAGGAGGAGUACGACGAGGAGGAGGGCUACAUCUAUCAUCGGCAUGGUUCCGGAGGAAGCAGUAGCAGUAGCGGCAGCAGCAGCAGUGGCAGCGGCGGCGGUAGUGAGGGAGCCGGAGAUGGAUGCAGUGGUAGCAGCGGCUCGCAUGGAGUUCGUACACUGGAGCUGCCGUUGGUAGCUCGUACGCUUGAUGCGCUGUUGCAGCUGCAUGCGCAAACGCAUGCGGGCUGCCGUACAGCCGGCAGCGGCGGCGAUAGCGGUAGCAACGGCGGCGUUGACGGCGGCGGCGGCGGCGAAGGGGGAGGCGCAGGAAAUGGAGGUGGUGACAGCGGAAAUGCGUCCACAGCAGCGGCUGCCACUGCGGGUAACGAAGGCGGCGGCAGCGCCAACGGCAGGCCCGGCGACGGUGGAAGCAACGACCACGAGGACGAUGACGGUGCUAGCAGCAUCAGUAGCCACAGCAGCAGCCACACCAGCAGCAGCAGCAGCCAUAGCAGCAGCGACUGCGGCCAUGGCUGCCCGCUCACCCCCGGCUUCAGUCAGCUGCCGCCCUGCAUGGACUGGCUGCGGGAUGUGGCGGGGGUGCUGGAGGCGGCGUGCGAUGUGUACUCGCUGGCAGGCGGCUCCGAUGUGGAUACGGAUGGGGAGGCGGAGGCGGAGGUGGAGGGGCUGCUGCCGCUGCCUCUGCAGCAGCUGCAGCAGCCUUCCGUAGCCGGCAGUGCGGGCGCACCGACGGCAGGGGCAGCAGCAGCAGCUGCUGCUGCACCAGAUGCGGUCGCAACGGGGGUUGCGCUACCCAUAGCGGCGGUUACCACGGCAGCAGUUGCCGCGGCGGCGGCUGCCACUACAGCGGCAGCGGUCGCAGCAGUCGCAGCAUCCAUGCCAGCUGCCUCGCCCUCGGCGCCGUCCACUCCCGUGCCGUUGCGUCAUAAUCAUAACCCCGGUAGUACCGGUGGUAGCAAUGACGAGGGUGGCAGUGGUGGUGUUCAGCUGCCGUUUGGAACGCCGGCGGCAUCUGCGGCGGUUACGCCCUCCUCCUCCUCCUCCGCCACUACCUCCUCGUCUCCUAGCAGCUCACACGCCUCCCCCACCUCCUCCGCUAGUUCGUCGCACGCCUCUGCGAGCGCCUCCCCCAGCAGCUCCAUCGCAUCCUUCUCCUCCUCGCCGUUCGCGGACACACCAGCCGAGGCCAACAGCCCCUGGCCCUUGCCUGCGGCUGCCGAUGUCGGCAGUGUUAGUGUUGGUAGCAGCGGUGUUGGUAUCAGCAGCAGCAACGGCGGCGGAAGCGGAAGUGGGAUUCAUGCAAUGGAGGCCCGUUGCCCCACUUCUUCAACCUCCUCCGUGACACCGUUGGCUUCUUGCUGGGACGCCGCCGCCACCGUCAUCGCCAGCACCAGCAGCAACACGGCGACGCCCACAGCACCCUCCACCUCUCCCACAGCCCCUGGGUUGGGGUUGGCAGCGGUGGCGAACGCGUCUCCGAAGAGCCAUACCUCCAACCCCAGCCCCAGCCCUCCCUCCAUGCCCGCCGCCACCUCCGCCGCCACCUCUCCCACCUCUGCCGCCACCGCCGCCGCCGCCACCACUCCCCUCAACCGCUCCGCCCGCCACAUCAUCCUGGACGCCCUCCUGCGCGCCUUCCAGUGCCCCUGCCUGGUAGAACAGCUCCUCGCUGCCACACGUCGCUCCUCAUCAUCUGGAGGAGCAGGAAGCCACUUGUACGGCAGUAGCGGCGGCGGCGGUGGCGGCGGCGGACCCAUGGGUCAGUUGUGCGAGAGGUCAGUGUGGCGGCACCCGCGGCUGGCGGGCUGCGCCCCCGCAGCGGCCUACCAGAAGCAGGUGCUGGACAACCUGUUGACGCCGCUGUCGUACGUGUACGAGGAUGAUGAUUACGAUGCGCCGGUGUUGCAAGUGUGCAGGUCUGACAUGCUGGGCAGCAGCUUCGGCGAGCUGAUGCAGUACGACGGCUACAGCCUGGGCUCGGAGGGCAUAUGCGUCAGUUUUGAGGACGAGGAGGCCUUUGGAGACGGCGUGCUGCGCGAGUGGCUCACCGAGGUCGCCUCCGCCGUGUUCGACCCCAACGCGGGGCUGUUCCGGAUGGCGGAGGGCGACGUGCGCUGCCUGCACCUGUGCGCGGCGGGCUGCACGCAGGGGGAGCAGCACCUGGAGCUGCUGACGUUUGCGGGCAGGAUCAUGGGUUUGGCCAUGCGCGCCCGUGUGCCGCUGGGCUUCCACCUCUCCUCCGCACUCUUCAAGCUGCUGCAGCACCCGGGGCGCCCCGGGGUGGGCCGCCUGCGCGCUGCCGACCUGGAGCAGCUGGAACCGCGGCUGGCAGCCACAUGCGCGCAGAUAGCGGCGGCGGAGGACGUGGAGGCGCUGGGCCUUACCUUCGUGGCCUCCUGCGGGCAGCUGGGAGCGGCGCUGGAGGUGCCACUGUUGCCGCGCGGCGCGGGGGAUGAGGUGGCCGUCACGGCAGCCAACCGGGCGGACUACCUGGACCGCCUCACGCGCUUCUACUGCAGCUGGGGCUGCAGCUCCGAGCAUGGCGCGAUGGCGGGGGCGGCGGCCGCGGCGGGGUCGACAGGAGGCGGGGCGUUGUUUUGGGAGGAGUGUGAGCUGGAUGCGGUGGAGGCGCUGGCCCAGGGUCUGGCGGACGCGCUGGUGUUCUCCUACGAGGAGGGUGUGGCGGAGCUGGCGGAGCGGCUGCGACCCGUCAGCGCCGCCGCAUUCAACGCAGCGCUGGGCGGCGAGACGGGCGGGGUGGACGUGACACAGUGGCGCGCCCACACCUCCGCAGCUGGGUUCAAGACGGAGAGGGAGCGGGCUGCGUUGGAGGCCUUCUGGUCCGUGGUGCGCUCGCUGCGCCCCGAGCAGCAGCGCCGCCUGCUUCAGUUCUGGACGGGGCUGUCGCACCUGCCGGCGGGCGGCUUCAAGCACCUGAGCCAACAGCUGCAGCUGGUGCCUGCGCGGCCGGGGGAGGACGACUGCCACCGGCGGGGGAGCAGCGCCAGCGGCGGUGGCGGCGGUGCGGGAGGGAGGGAGCGGGAGGAGGAGGAUGAGGAGGAAGAGGAGGAGGGGCGGCGGGAAGGGGAGCAGCCGCCGCCGCAAGGAGAAGCGACACUGCUUGGUGCAGUGGAGCAUGUGUCUGCGGAUGCCACCGCCGGAACAUCAACGAGCGGCGCCGGUAGCGACGGAGACAGCAGCGGCGGCGCAGGCGGCGGUGGUGGUGGUAACAACAGUGACGGUAGCACCAGCAGCACCGGUAGCACUAGCAGCGGUGCCAGCAGCAGCAGUGGUAGCGAUACUGCGGGCGGUGACGGCGUUGUCAGCGGGGGAGCCUCGGGUGAUACUGCUGGUGCUGGUGGCAGCAGUGGUGGUAGCAGCGGUGGUCCGGUGCUGCUGGCGGCGCACACCUGCUUCUUCCAGCUGCGGCUGCCGCUGCUGGGGCAGGAGGGCGCCAUGCGGGCGGCGGUGGAGGAGUCGCUGGCCAACCUGGGGGCCUUCUGGAACGAGUGAAGUGCGGGACGGGGCUGUGUUGGACGGGAAGUGUUGGACGGGGGAUGACUGGUGGGCUGCGUACCCUGUGUUGAUGAUGGUGGGUUACGUUUUGAUGGUACCGUAUAGUAUGGAAAGGUGGGAGAGGCAGGGGGGGAGUUUGUAGGAGUGUGGGGAGUGGAGGUGAAGGGAGAGGUGGGGUAGGAAGGCGCGCUGGGAUGGGCCGCGGUGGGUCGUUUACGGGUUGUACGUCUUCUUAGUGUUGGAGGUUGUUGGAGGUUGUUGUAAGGAGCAGCAGCAAGACGCUGUUUAGACACGUUAGUAAGGCAGGAUUGGUGUUGCAGGGGGCUAUUAGUACUACAUCGCAUCUGUACACGGCAGGAGGCGCAUAGUAAGUAAGCCAGCUAAGGUUGUCGCAUUGCUAGCAGGCAUGGGUCCUUUGUACAAUACUCUAUACACUUUACUCAUGCCUUGUGUUGUAACUUUUGCGGUUAGGAUGUAUCUGCAUGCACGGCCCGCUUCAUGUGCGGCCCGAACAUGCCGUAAUCAAUUGUUUGACGUAUCCGGGAUCUGCUAUUUUGCUCUGCCCACAGGGGCUUUUGUUUUCAAUUCCUCCGGACCGCUCAGGGUUGUUGGAACCGUUCUAAUUGUACAAUUUCGUGUUCCGUGUACGUAUACCGAUUGCACCAGCGGCAGCAAUUGUGCUGGCAAGAGCAAGGAAUGUAAGCCGGGCUAUCAGAGGGGGUGGAGGAGGAGGAGCGCACUGCCUCUUUGCUGGUGGCCGACACAAUCCAGAUCUCAUGGACGGGUUAGCUGUGCAGAGCAAAAGCCUGAAGCGGCCCCGUACGUACAUGUGUUUCCGUUGUAAGAUUUAAGAUUCCGUUAGGGCGCGAAAGCUGGCAGCAUGGGGAUUUCGUUACAAGUUAUGGCCCUUCUUCAAUGUUGACGCAUUCAUGCUUUCGUCGCCUUAAUUGACCGAGCAAUGUUUAUCUUGCGCUAUGAA
Messenger RNA from Astrephomene gubernaculifera, 6167 nucleotides. Lineage: Eukaryota; Viridiplantae; Chlorophyta; Chlorophyceae; Chlamydomonadales; Astrephomenaceae. The record is from the annotation of a GenBank genome assembly.